GUUCACUCUUCUUUUUUUUAACUUUCGCGAACAGUCAUGUUCAAAGUUACGCUUGCCGUCUUGGCCCUCGCCUGCCUUGCUCUUGCCCAGGAGCACCAGCGCUGCAUCGCUCCCUCACAGUUCGAGUCCCGCAUCGUCGAGGUCGAUCCCUCGAAGCAGUUCGAACUCCGCGGCAAGCUCGUCUAUGACGCCCACAACCAGCGCACCGCCACGAUCGAGGAGGUUGUCGUCGGCUCCCAGAAGCCCGCCUUCUACCACACCAUCACCCUUCACCAACUCGGCGCCCAGUACAACAUCAACCUCCAGACCAAGGAGUGCAAGAUCCAGACCAUCCCCCGCCAGUGGCGCCCGUUCGAAAUCCCCCACAACUCCACCUUCUACGGCGGCGUUAUCGUCGGCACUGAGGCUUUCGCUGAUUCCGGCGUUGAGGUCGACCUGUGGGGCGGCCACACUGAGAGCGGCGACUCGUGGACUGGUGCCUUCACCAGCCGCAUCUGCAUCCCCGUCUCCGACUCUGUUCGCGGCGACAAGAUUGGCUUUGUCCACACUAGCUUCUUCGACACCGUCCUCGGCAUCUCCGACCCCAACGUCUUCAUCCCCCCGUCCAACUGCGUUCGCGCCUAAGCUACGCGUUCGCAACUGGUGUGUUGAGACAAAGUGCUGCUGUUCCCUGAAUGUCGCAUUGUUUCGCAAUUGUAAAGAAGACAUCGUUCUAAAACAAACCAAAACAAAAAAGCACCAAAAGGGUUGCAAUUUCA
Capsaspora owczarzaki ATCC 30864 is the source of this 758-nucleotide messenger RNA. Its product is annotated as ependymin. The transcript is spliced from 4 exons. The record is from RefSeq and is a predicted model, not a curated record. Gene Ontology annotation, biological process: cell-matrix adhesion. Bases 37 to 624 code for a protein of 195 amino acids. Gene Ontology annotation, molecular function: calcium ion binding. Gene Ontology annotation, cellular component: extracellular region; lysosome. NCBI's taxonomy places the organism in Eukaryota, Filasterea, Ministeriida, Capsasporidae.